CAUACUAAUAUCCUCCGGAGGCUCUGCGGCAACUCGUGGGGCACAUCACAAACCAUGAUGUUGCAGUUGUAUCACGGUCUGGUACUGUCACGCCCCCUCUACGCACUCCCCCUGGCCUCACUGAUGCCGAGACACCUGGAGAUGCUCGAAAGAGCCCAAAGGGUGGCACUGCGGAUCUGCCUCGGGAUCCCAAGGGGAGCACCAUCACAGCCGACACUCGUCGAGGCGAACGCGGCCACAGUCGAGCACCAGCUGGAGCAUCGCGCGUUGAGACACCUCAUCUGAAUGAGCGGCUGCACGUCAACCACUUCACUGCUGCAGAGCAUCCGAGGGAGACCGGAGUCGGAGCUGGGACAGAUGCUACACAGGCUGGACGAGAUCGUAGGCAAACCACCACCACUGCCACCACUCCCAGCGCUGCAUCACGGCCCGGAGCCGCUCCGGGUUGCCCUCGGAGUGGAGGGGAUGACGUCCCGAAGAAGGGUCAACGCUGCGGUGGCGAGGCAGCUGACCGAACACCAUCUGGAGCACAGCUACCCGGGCUGCAAAAGAGUCUACACAGACGGCUCGGUACGGCCGUCUGACGGAUCAUCCACGGCUGCAGUGGUGCUGGAAGACGGCAGGCGGAGUCUCAGCGGCAAGCUCGGCUUCUAUGCGUCGAGCACGACGGCGGAGCUCGCGGCGCUGGGACUUGCGGUGGCUGCUCUCGUCCACAUCGGAGACACGGCGGAGGACCCAGUAAGCUGGGUUAUCUGCUCGGACUCCAGGGCAGCACUGACGCGACUGGCAGAGCUGGAGAGGGCCCCACCACUGGCCAGAAGAGUUGCGAUGACGGCGGGACGUCUGUCGGAGCAGGGCCACUGCCUGAACUUCCAAUGGGGGCAGGCGCACUGCGGGAUUGGAGGCAACGAGGCGGCCGACACCCUGGCU
Molecule: messenger RNA, 930 nt
Organism: Ixodes scapularis (black-legged tick)
Lineage: Eukaryota; Metazoa; Arthropoda; Arachnida; Ixodida; Ixodidae
Exons: 1
Molecular function (GO): RNA-DNA hybrid ribonuclease activity; nucleic acid binding
Source: RefSeq, a predicted model, not a curated record